UUCAACGUAAUAAAAAUCCUCAUUAAGUAUUACGAAAUUGAAACGAGACCUGCCAAACAUAUCAGUAUAAAAGAUAUUUUAAACGGCAUUGGUCGAUCAAUGAAAAAUGUUUCUUUUAUUCGUAUUUUUUUAUUGUUUUUUCGUAUUAAAAAUCACCGACCAGACGCAAUAUUUUCCCGGAGAAACAUAUCCGGUUAAUUCCAUUACUUGUCCAAAUGAUAAAAUUUGUAUCUUUAUCGAACAUUGUUCUGCCAUUUUAAAUUUAAUGAAUCAUAAUCUACUUCCAAUUCAUAGAUUUCGCCAAGCAAUUUGCGGUUACGAAAAUACGAGACCAAAGGUGUGCUGCAACAUAAACGAUAAUAACGUAAACACAUUUUUCAUGCAAACGGAUGAUACAUUUUACGCGAGACAGAGUUCGACUUUAAAAUGUGGUAAAAGUUUGGUUGGUGGAAAUGUUAAUACCAUAGGAAUGUUUCCUUUUGUUGCGAGAAUUGGAUAUAAAAACAGUACAGGAACAAUAACGUAUCUUUGUAACGGUGUAAUUCUGAAUCAACGCACAAUAUUAACUACCGCAAAUUGUGCUAUUAUAAAGUUUAAUAAUUAUAAACUGGAUUCUGUAAUUGUUGGUGAGUUUGAUACUGAUACUGAUUCUAAUUGUAAUGUACAGAAAAUAAAUAUAUCGUAUGUGAUAAAACAUCCUAAUUACCAAGCUGAAACUUUCGCCAAUAAUAUAGCGAUGUUACAUUUAAAAGAAUCGAUACAAUAUACUGCGACUGCACAACCUAUCUGCCUUUUGCCGAAAAAUAAUUAUAUAGAUGUAGGAAUAAAUGCUAUUCUCGUUGGUUGGGGCAAAUUUGCAAAUCGAAAUGUAAAUCCUUGUAAGCAACAAUUUUUGAAAAUGAGGAUUGUAUCGAUCGAAGAAUGCAUGAAUUAUUAUAUUCAAGGAUUAGCUGUUGAAUUGUGUACUAUAGGAGAUGAAAUGCCAUGUUCCGGAUACAAUGGAAGUCCUCUUUUACUUAAAUACGGCGACACUCAUUUUUUGUUAGGUAUUUUAUCAUAUAGUUCCAACUGCAAUGUAACCACCAGCUUUCCAUCAGUCUUUGUUAAUGUACAGAAAUACGUAACAUGGAUUCUAGAAAAUUAUUAACUAUUCAUUAAAGGACUAAUAAUUUAUUUAAUGUUAAUAUAUAUAUGAAUAAAACACAUAUAUAUAUA
This is a messenger RNA of Apis cerana (Asiatic honeybee), 1215 nucleotides long. RefSeq names its product chymotrypsin-like protease CTRL-1. Gene Ontology annotation, molecular function: serine-type endopeptidase activity. The record is from RefSeq and is a predicted model, not a curated record. Lineage: Eukaryota; Metazoa; Arthropoda; Insecta; Hymenoptera; Apidae. Gene Ontology annotation, biological process: proteolysis.